GUGACCAUGUGAUCAUACUCACUGCAGCCAGAACUUGUGACCAAAACAGCAGAAGCAGCUCGGUGAGGUCUGCCAGAUAUAAACUGCGCUUCAACGACUCCACGGUCCUUCUCCAGUGUCCUCAUCACCACCAGACAACAUGGACUGCGGGAUUUUCACGUCUAAGAGCGUCCUCCUCUUCCUCAGCUUGAUAUUUUGGGCUGCAGGAGCGGCGUUGGCCUACGUCGGUGCCUACGUGAUCAAGAGCUAUAACAACUUUGACAGUUUCAUCCAGGACAAGUACACGUUGAUCCCAGCAGCUAUCAUCAUCGGCGUCAGCGUGGUGAUGUUCAUUUUCGGUCUAAUUGGAUGCUGCGCCACAAUCCGGGAGUCCAAAGUCGGCCUUAGCUUUUUCUUCAUCAUCAUCAUGGUGAUCUUUGCAGCUGAAGUGGCAGCUUUGGUAUUUAGCUUCAUCUACCAAGGCAAGAUAAACAAAGACCUGGAGCGCUCUAUGAACGAAGUCUUCAUGAAGUACGACGGACAGGGUGCUGAGACCGCAGCUGUGGACUACCUGCAGACUCAGUUGCAGUGCUGCGGUGUGACAAAUUACACCAGCUGGUCCAACACUACCUGGUUUAGCAGCAACAACAACACAGUGCCUCAUUCCUGCUGUAAGAACAGUACAGGCACACAGUGCACCGGCAGACUCGACCAACCAGACCUGCUCAACGUACAGGGCUGUGAAGUGAAGCUGGAUCGCCUCCUACAGGAUGUUUUGGGUUACGCCAUGCUGGUCAUUCUGGGCUUUGCCAUUAUCAAGUUCUUUGGGAUGCUGAGCGUAUGUGUGAUCACCUGUAAAGCCGGCAGCCGGAGGAGCGGCUACCAGCCUCUGUACGCCUGAGCCACUUCCUGCAACAACCGACCACCUCCUCAUUUUGCUUGACUAGGUUUGCUGUCCACUCGCUCAACAGUGUACCGAAGCAUCCGGGCCGACCAGUGUACAAAUCCUAAACUCUAUUUAAACAACGUAUGCGCAGGUGGCAGACCUUGUCUCUGCGAUACCAGAGCAUUCCUCCACGUAUUAAAUCAACACAGAUAUUUCUCUGAUUUGUUAAUAAUUUGCUGAAUGUGGCUUUCAGGUUUGAGUUGUCGUCUAAGUUUCCAUCUUUGCAGAUUUUUAUUAUAUAGUUUUUCACAUGGCCGAGGUGUAUGUACUGUCUCAGCCCAGCUACUGUGUUAUUCUUUGGAAUGAUAGUGACGGACUUAAGAUUAUAUUUUAAGGUUUUUGUGAUUGUGAAUGAAAGAACAGUGGUUUAAUGCCUUAUUCAGGGGUACACUAUUUAUAGCCAACUGAACACGGUAUACACAUAUAUAUAUAUAUAUAUAUAUGAAUAAUUUUAUGGUCAGUUAACUGUAUGGAAUUAAGUGACAGUUCUUUGUAGGUUGACUUUGGUUGUGUUUAUUAUGUUUCUAAAUUAAAAAGGUGAAAAAUUCACAAUAA
This is a messenger RNA of Epinephelus fuscoguttatus (brown-marbled grouper), 1480 nucleotides long. RefSeq names its product tetraspanin 36 (gene tspan36). The transcript has 7 exons. Gene Ontology annotation, biological process: protein localization to plasma membrane; protein maturation; regulation of vascular endothelial growth factor signaling pathway. The coding region runs from base 140 to 880 and encodes 246 amino acids. Lineage: Eukaryota; Metazoa; Chordata; Actinopteri; Perciformes; Serranidae. Gene Ontology annotation, cellular component: membrane. The record is from RefSeq and is a predicted model, not a curated record.